CAGACACACUUUUUCUACCAAGUGUGGAGGUAGAACUCCUUGUAUGCUGGAACUGUUUUGCCACCUUGUUUUAAAUGUACUCUAGAUUUUCAGGGAAAAUGAUAGAGGAGAGGGUUCUGAUCCCCAAGAGAGAUGGUCCCCCUUCUCGGGCUUCAUUCAGUACUUCAGGAGGAACCGGCGAAGGGACCGGCGGGCUGCCCCAGUUGAGCCUACUCCAAGACAGGAGGAGCCUCAACAUCAUUCAGACCCCGAGCUUCAGGAACAGGAAGAGGUUGAGAAGCAACCCCGACAGCCCAGACGAGAGCUCUGAGGGAAGUGAUGCCCCAUGUGGAUCACGAAUUCCUCCGAGCCAUCCCAUUCCUCUCUAGAGAGCAUCUCCAGCGCUUCCAGGGGAUGACUACAGGGGAGAGUGAGUGCCUCAACUAUGUACUUUUUGCUCAGUUGAGAGUGGCAGAUCGGAUCAGAGACCCGGUGUGGCGCAGGGUUCUGGAGAUCAAUGAGAGGGUUUACAGAGUCCUCACACUAGAGUUCCUUUGCACCCUACGGACCAAAUUUGUCAAGGAAGCUGCUUUAGAGGACAACCCCAUUAAUCAACUUCAGUUAGUGAG
This is a messenger RNA of Linum trigynum, 608 nucleotides long. The record is from the annotation of a GenBank genome assembly. Lineage: Eukaryota; Viridiplantae; Streptophyta; Magnoliopsida; Malpighiales; Linaceae.